This is a messenger RNA of Entrophospora sp. SA101, 480 nucleotides long. Lineage: Eukaryota; Fungi; Glomeromycota; Glomeromycetes; Entrophosporales; Entrophosporaceae. The record is from the annotation of a GenBank genome assembly.
AUGGAAAUAGCAAAUAAUAAUCAUAGACCUUCCUCUAAAAUUGAACAAUCAUUAGCACUCUGGAUUGAUCAGGCAGCAAGUGAUAAUUGUACUUUAUCUGGGCAUAUUGUUAUUUCAAAAGCUAAAAUUAAUCAACAAAUACCUGUACCAAAACUUACAAUAUUUGAUGCUAUUUCUUUUACUGCAGAAGCAUGGAACCUUGUUUCGCCUAGUACAAUUGUUUCAUGCUGGUCUAAAGUUGAUAUCCUUCCUUCUUCGGAAAAUAUUGAAGAUUAUUUAAUUUUACCAUCUGAUGAUGAUACAGAUUCAAUCCAAGAAAUGAUUGGUUGUUUUAAUUUUGAUGAUCCAUUAUCUGCUAAUGACUACAUAGAAAUAGAUUUGAGAUUGCAAAAUCAGGAUAAAUUAGCUGAUCAAGAAAUCAUUGAACUAGAUGCUAAAGUAGAUGAUGACAACUCUGAGGAUUCGCUGAAAAAUAAAUAG